GCAAGAUGGCAGCAGUGUGACGUCAACGCUCGGGCUGCCGUAAAACCUCCUUUCGGAGUCGGAAAAAAGGGUGAAGUGGACCACGCUUGACGACACACGCCAGACAAAAGGGCGAUACAAGCGAAUUUCAUCAAACAUCCAAAAUGUUGAAAGAGUUGGUGAAGGAGCGACUCAUGGCGGCGGCCGAUGAAAUAUUCGCGCUGUUCGAAAGAACCAUCGCGUCGUACGAGGAGGAAUUUUCUAGAACACGAGAGGAGAAGGAGCGACAUCGACAGCAACUGGAAGCUGUUUACCAAAGUCAAAUUGUGUUACAAAUAGAAGGCUGGCGAAGGUUAACAAUGCUGUGCUAACGACGCCAUUGAAGCUAACUUAGCAACGGGACCUCACAGAGCUAUGCUAAAAACAUUAGCUCUCCACCUACGCCAGCCAGCCCUCAUCUGCUCAUCAACACCCGUGCUCACCUGCGUUCCAGCGAUCGGCAGAAGGACGAAGGACUUCACCCGAUGCGUUUGGCGGCCCGGAGACGUAGGAAGUCAAGAAGUCCAGCAGGUGAUUGGUCAUCCAAAAGAACAUCUGUUGGGAAGGACGUCCACUUGGAAACAGGAGGAUCCACAGCCCCCCCACUUUAAAAGGGAAGAUGAGGAACUGUGGAUCACACAGGAGGGAGAGGGCUGUGUACGGCCGCAAGAGGCUGAUCUCCCCAAGUUGCCACUGACUGGUGUCUCUGUGAAGACCGAAGACCAUGAAGACGAACCAGUUGAGUCCUCACUGCAUCAUCGCAGUCCAAGUGAGGAGAGCAGAGGGGCGGAGCCUCCAAACAGCAGCUUACUACAACUCCAGACAACAGAAAUGGAUGUCGACUUCUGUGAGGUACCACUGUCAGUUAGUGAGGAUCAAGACGGGGUUGAAGAACCUUUGAGCAGCGAGACACACUGUGAAGACGACAUGAGGACUCACACUGGCAACAAACAUUCUAAACGCCCUGAAAAGAAGGUCGGCACCAAAGGUUUUACCUGCUCCUUUUGUGUCAAAAGCUUUUUCCAUAAGACAGAUUUUGCUCGACACAUAAGAACACACACCGGAGAAAAACCUUUCACAUGUUCAGUUUGUGGCCAAAAGUUCGCUCGGAAUGGCACUUUGACGACACACAUGAGAACACACACGGGCGAAAAACCCUUUACUUGUUCGGUUUGCGCCAAGACAUUUUCUCAAAAGCCACACAUGAUCAAGCACAUGAGAACGCACACGAGAGAAAAACUCUUCACUUGUUCAGUUUGCGGUAAAAGGUUCUCGCAGAAGUCGUCAAUAGUGAUACACAUGAGAACACACACGCGGAAAAAUGCUUUUCAAGGACAGUUGGGCUCAGCCGCGCGAAAGAAUAGGAUGACAUGAGGACAUUUGCAUACUCUUUCAAGCGGCUGUGUAUUACACAAGCUGGCUCGGCUUUCCACUUCUGAAACAAAUCCCUUGAUUGCAGCGGUUUUGUUUUGUAGUGAUAAAGAAAAUGUUGUUUUUGUCUCAGACGCUUAACGACUGUUUUGUGACGGGGAGAUGAAGUUGGGUUAACUUGUCAUGAAAGAAUAAAGUCAUUAAAGGCCUACUGAAAGCCACUACUAGCGACCACGCAGUCUGAUAGUUUAUAUAUCAAUGACAUUAAAGGCCUACUGAAAGCCACUACUACCGACCACGCAGUCUGAUAGUUUAUACAUCAAUGAUGAAAUCUUAACAUUAUAACACAUGCCAAUACGGCCGGGUUAACUUAUAAAGUGACAUUUUAAAUUUGCCGCUAAACUUCCGGUUCGAAACGCCUCUGAGGAUGACGUAUGCGCGUGACGUAGCCCGGGGAACACGGGUAUGCCUUCCACAUUGAAGCCGAUACGAAAAAGCUCUGUUUUCAUUUCAUAAUUCCACAGUAUUCUGGACAUCUGUGUUCGUGAAUCUGUUUCAAUCAUGUUCAUUGCAUU
Messenger RNA from Entelurus aequoreus (snake pipefish), 1964 nucleotides. RefSeq names its product zinc finger protein 84-like. The record is from RefSeq and is a predicted model, not a curated record. Gene Ontology annotation, molecular function: RNA polymerase II cis-regulatory region sequence-specific DNA binding; DNA-binding transcription factor activity. Lineage: Eukaryota; Metazoa; Chordata; Actinopteri; Syngnathiformes; Syngnathidae. The transcript has 3 exons. Gene Ontology annotation, biological process: regulation of transcription by RNA polymerase II. The coding region runs from base 394 to 1392 and encodes 332 amino acids.